This is a messenger RNA of Cydia fagiglandana, 1477 nucleotides long. It is a transcript of the gene eEF1gamma, whose product is annotated as elongation factor 1-gamma. The coding region runs from base 101 to 1375 and encodes 424 amino acids. The transcript is spliced from 9 exons. Gene Ontology annotation, biological process: translational elongation. Gene Ontology annotation, molecular function: translation elongation factor activity. Gene Ontology annotation, cellular component: cytoplasm; nucleus. The record is from RefSeq and is a predicted model, not a curated record. NCBI's taxonomy places the organism in Eukaryota, Metazoa, Arthropoda, Insecta, Lepidoptera, Tortricidae.
UUCUGAAACUCGAACCAGUUUGCGUAAAUGAAAAAACGCUUCAGAAUUUGACGUUGACAGCUGAUCAGUGCUGUCAAAAGUCUCUUCGAAAAAAUCCACCAUGGCGGCCGGGGUACUCUAUACUUAUCCGGAAAACUUCCGUGCUUACAAGGCAUUGAUCGCCGCACAGUACUCUGGGGCCGAUGUGAAAGUGGCCCCGAACUUCGUGUUCGGUGAGACCAACAAGUCAGAUGAGUUCCUCAAGAAGUUCCCGGCGGGCAAAGUGCCUGCCUUCGAAAGCGCCGACGGCAAGGUGCUGCUGACCGAGAGCAACGCCAUCGCAUAUUAUGUGUCGAAUGCGGCACUCCGCGGUGGCGACGCCGCGACCCAAGCGCGCGUGCUGCAGUGGGCGUGCUGGGCCGACUCCGAGCUCCUCCCCGCCGCGGCCGCCUGGGUGUUCCCCUACCUCGGCAUCAUGCAGUUCAACAAAGUGAACGUGGAGCGCGCGAAGACGGACCUGCUCGGUGCCCUGGCUGUGCUGGACAAGCACCUGCUGACGCGCACGUUCCUGGUGGGCGAGCGCGUGUCGCUGGCCGACAUUGUUGUGUUCACCACACUCAUCCACGCUUUCCAGCACGUCCUGGACCCGGCCACGCGCGCGCCCUUCGUGAACGUGCAGCGCUGGUUCCAGACCCUCGCCCACCAGCCCCAGGUCUCCGCCGUGGUGGGAGCCAUCGCGCUGUGCACCGCCCCACCCGUGUACGACGCCAAGAAGUACCAGGAGCUGUCCCAGCAGAGCAAGAAGGACUCCGGCAAGAAGGACAAGAAGGCAGAAAAGAAAGAACAGCCCAAGAAGGAAAAGAAGGUAUCCGAGCCGGCUGACGAUGGGGACUUGGAGGAGAAACCCAAGGAGUCCAAGGACCCCUUCGACUCCAUGCCCAAAGGCACAUUCAACAUGGACGAUUUCAAGCGCUGCUACUCCAAUGAGGACGAAGCAGUGUCCAUCCCCUACUUCUGGCAGAAGUUCGACCCCGAGCACUACUCCAUCUGGUACGCGGAGUACAAGUACCCCGAGGAGCUCGCCAAGGUGUUCAUGAGCUGCAACCUUAUCACUGGUAUGUUCCAGCGACUGGACAAGAUGCGCAAGCAGGCCUUCGCGUCUGUCUGUCUGUUCGGUGAGGACAACAACUCCAGCAUCUCCGGUGUGUGGGUGUGGCGUGGACAGGAGCUCGCCUUCCCCCUGUCUCCGGACUGGCAGAUCGACUACGAGUCAUAUGACUGGAAGAAACUGGACCCCGCUGACCCCGCCACCAAGAAACUUGUCCAGGAUUACUUCUCAUGGAGCGGCACCGACAAGCAAGGCCGCAAGUUCAACCAGGGCAAGAUCUUCAAGUAAACUGCCUUUUGUACGUUAUUGUAAAAACUUGCAUUUAUUUAAGCGGUGCGGAAGCUCAUCUCAUGAUAAGGAGUCUGUAAUUAAAGAAUCGUUUAUUUACUA